GCUCAGUGCCCCCAAAGUAGGGUGGGAGAGAGGGCUGCUGCAGCUGGACCUACAUCCUGGUGAGUGAAGUGGGUAGGGGGAGCUACGAUUUUUUAUGAUAAAAAAGCCAAAAUCAAUCACCAAAAUAUAUAGAUAUUUAGAAUGUAUUUUAUUAUAAUGAUUGAGGCACUGGUAGGCUUCCAAAUUGCUUCAAAAUUGUAAAUAUAUCAACAAAACAUUGUGUUCAAUUGAUACCUAUAUAUUUAGUGGCAUUUCAUGUUAAUCACAGAAAAACACGGAUUUUGUUUUUUUUAAAUCAGAGAAUUUGGAGGGUUUUAUCAGAAAAUUUGCUAUUCCUAAACAGAGAAAACCAGGAUCCGUGUUGAGUCUUUCCAAUGAUGCAUUUAUUACACAGGGUUACACUUCUCCCUGAACUAUGCAAAUACAAGAUUUGUCUGCAACUUCACAGCAUGGCUGCCCCGCACUACUGAGCUAACAAGGCAAAUGUCUGGACAAAGGAAAUGGGUGCAGGAAGGCCAGUAAUAGGUAAUAGCAAGUGGGGACACACAGUCCCAUUCACCUUGUGCCCAAAGUCUCAGUUUCUAUAGCUCAGCUAGCAAAAGGAAGCUAUCUCUGGUAUCUAGACUAGUGGGUCCAUCCCACACCACUAGGGGGUAGUGGUGCACAUAUAUCCCAUUGCCAGCUUUUGAGAAGACAGAAUUGAAGGCUAAGGGAAAUGUAAUUUGCCUCUUUGUGGGUGCAUCUACAACUGCAAUUAAUGCGAAUGUGUGUCCAGGAGCAAUAAACUCCGGGGCAAUAGACUCUGGAGUUUGUUGCCAUUUGCAUGUCCACCCAGGAUCUCAUCAUACUGAACUGGGUCAGAGCAACCUCAGCUGGCACGGGGGCACCAGUGGUAAGUCUGCCAGCCUGGAGCUGCUCCCCCCAGAUCAAUGUACUGCAGAGGGCCUGACUGGGGCAUGAGGGUGCUUCAGCACAGGGUUAGCUGCGAGGCAUGCCCUGCACUGAAGCACACUUGUGCCCCAGCCAGCCAGAGCAGCAUCUAUAUGUGCUGCUGUGGAGUUUUUUACUUUGUAACAGGAUAGUACUUGUAUUUAUAAGUACUAUCUUGCUGUGGAAUACAUUAAUUUACUCCAGCCUAAUAGGGGUGCACGUGUAGACACCAAGAUGUUUACUGUGCAGCUAAUUAGUCUUCUGUGCAGUAAAUGCCUUGUGUAGAUGUGCCCAGUGAGUCUAAACUGACCAGCCUUUUUUUUUUUGUGACUGCUGAUGGUGCAAAUGUGGCAGCACUAGUUAGCAAAGCAGGUACUGCAAUUACUAAAACCCAUCUUCCAUGCCUAGGAUUGUCCAGUCCACUACGUCCCACUUGGAGAGGGGAGCAGCAUACCUUUCUCUCUUCUUAUGCCCUUCCCCACCCAGCUUGGGGCAGGAGAGCAGUAUGUCAGCUCCCCUGAUAAUACAUUUCCUGUGCUAACUCUCUCAUUAAACCAAGGAAAGGAAGCAUCAAAAUCCUUCCUGCAAGGUUCUGAGGGGGAAAUCAGAGGUAGAUUUGAGAGAGAGGAAAGAAAGAAAGAAAAAAAAGAGAAAAGAGAAAGAAACGGAGAAAGACUGAAAGUGGGUGGACGAGGGGGAAGGAAGCCAAUGCCAUUCCUCAGACAGUGGCUGAGAGUCCAAUACAAACGUGAAGUGCUUUGACACUUGUGUGUUAAGCUGUGAGUUAGACAAGUCCUCCCUUCAGAAGGGAAGAAGACUGGAGGAUAGCUGAGAGGGAGCAUAAUUCUUCUGUGCCCCUGUCCAAGCUCUGAGGAAGGAGACACCUGGAAGAAAGAGAAACCUGCAUGCCCAUGGGAGAAACUUCUGUUGGUCUCUGUGGGUCACUGAGGAAGAAAGGACAGAGAGAGCAGGUGGUGAAGACAGGAGAUAUUGCCUCAUCAUCAGACAAGGUGGAGUGUUUGGCUGUCACAGAUCUGAAGUGCCACUCCCUUUCUCAGCUCCUUGGUUCUCUGAGACCUGGUAAGGCGUGCUGCUGAGCAGGGCUUGUAAAGGACUAGGGAAGUCUGAUAGGCUGUAUUGUUCAAUGUGGGAAGUGGGCUCUCCAUGACUAUUUUGGUGUUAGCCCAGGUCUUUCUGCAUUACAUCCUCCUUCCCUUGCUGCUGCCUGUGUUAAACUGACAAGAGGUCCAGGCAAGCCAAGGGAGAAAUGCAUUAGUGACUGUUCGGGCUGUAACUUCUUGCACAGCUGGAAUGCAUAUUUUGACCCUGGCCUGAUGGCAUCAGAAAGUGGAGAGGAAGCCCAGUGUGGCAAUUUCUCAGAUGACAGCAGUGAUGAUGGUGGUCUUGGGGAGGACAGCCCAGUCACUGGCCUACUGGGCACAAUCCUGACAGUCAUGUGCCUCUUUGGGAUGAUGGGGAACAUUUACACACUGGUGGUGGCAUCCAGUGGCAUCUCUGGCCGCUCAGCUGGCUCUCUGGGUGUCUAUGUGAUCAACCUGGCCCUAGCUGACCUCCUUUACCUGUCCACCAUUCCCUUCGUGGUGUGCACGUAUUUCGCCCAUGACUGGUUCUUUGGGGAUGUAGGUUGCAGGCUCUUGCUCAGCCUGGACCUCCUCACCAUGCAUGCCAGCAUCUUCAUGCUGACUGCCAUGAGCCUGGAGAGAUACUGGGCAGUAACCAGGCCACUGAGGGCCAGGUGGGCUGGAAACAGCUAUCGCAGACUCAUUAGCUUGGCCCUCUGGCUUCUGUCACUCUUGCUCACUGUACCCAUGAUGGUCAUGAUCCAACUGAGGGACAGCAGCAGCCACAAGAAGCGGAUCUGCUUCCCCACCUGGACACCUGAAGCCUUCCGCAUUUAUCUCACGGUGCUCUUCACCACAAGCAUCCUGGCUCCCGGCCUGAUCCUGGGCUUUGUCUACUUCCACCUCGCGCGAGCCUACUGGACUUCAGUGGUAGAGACACAGCCACGGGCAACGGGCAGGGCCUCCAAGCAGAAGGUUUUCUCCAGGAUCUUCAGCAUCAUUGCAGCCUACUGGUCCUGCUUUGUCCCUUUCUGGGCCUGGCAGCUAGCCAAGCUCUAUGGGGCUGAGGGCCUGGGGAUCAGCCCUACCGCUCAGGCAUACCUUAACUUUGGUGUGACCUGCCUGACCUAUGGUAACAGCUGCAUCAACCCCUUCCUCUACACCCUGCUCACCAGGAACUACCGUGAAUACCUGGCCCACAGAGGGGAGAGGCAGGCAGGUGAGAGAAUCCAUUUCCGGAGAGGGGAGCAAGGCAGGGUCCUAAGUGAAGGCAUGCCUGGUGCCUCUGAUGGACUGCCCAACAUAGGCAGGGGGCUUGAGAAAGGAAAGCAGAGGGAAGCCCCUGGCAAUUAAACUCUGCAAGCAGUUUCAAUUGGGACUUAAUGCAGCUUUGUAUUGAUGCUUAUUAGUCUCAUGUGGAAUAUGAAAUAAAUACAGCUCUGCCUUCUA
This is a messenger RNA of Alligator mississippiensis (American alligator), 3461 nucleotides long. RefSeq names its product urotensin-2 receptor. The coding region runs from base 2265 to 3365 and encodes 366 amino acids. Gene Ontology annotation, cellular component: membrane. The transcript has a single exon. Gene Ontology annotation, biological process: neuropeptide signaling pathway; blood vessel diameter maintenance; regulation of blood pressure. NCBI's taxonomy places the organism in Eukaryota, Metazoa, Chordata, Crocodylia, Alligatoridae. The record is from RefSeq and is a predicted model, not a curated record. Gene Ontology annotation, molecular function: urotensin II receptor activity.